Molecule: messenger RNA, 1751 nt
Organism: Aplysia californica (California sea hare)
Lineage: Eukaryota; Metazoa; Mollusca; Gastropoda; Aplysiida; Aplysiidae
Gene: GPB5
Product: glycoprotein hormone beta subunit
Exons: 5
Coding region: 853-1428 (191 amino acids)
Biological process (GO): G protein-coupled receptor signaling pathway
Cellular component (GO): extracellular region; cytoplasm
Molecular function (GO): hormone activity
Source: RefSeq, a predicted model, not a curated record
UGGCGGAUCACCUAGUCCACUCGGUGCGUCUGCUGGCGGUGGAGUAGUCUGCUCUUGUUGUGAUCCCAUUCUUUUUCUCCGGGACUGUUUGUAGAUUAGAAAAGCGGGGGAACUAUUUUUUUUUUCAAUUGGAAAGCCUGAAGUGCGUAGAUCUAUGACAAUAUAUUAUAUUUCUUUCUUCAUUUCUGUUUUAAUUCCACGUCGUUUAUUCUUGUGGAAUAAGUAAAUACAAAAAGUAAGAAACUCAACGAAACACCUUCUUGAAACAGAAAUCGCAGCUGUAUUCAUAUUCCAGGCUUUUAUUUGUGCUGCACACAGGGACAACAAACGCAUUGAAAGUCAAAGGUAUUUGUUGAAAUAUAUAAACAAUACAAUAAAAAAAACGAACAAUUUAAAGCCAAGAAAAUAUAUAAUAUUCCCAGAGUGACUCAUUCUCAUUUCUCUAAUUAAAUAAUUGUACAGACAGUAGAAAAAGGAAACUUACAUUUGCCAGCUGUGGGGAAGAUCUACUCUCGCCUCAUUCGUGUGAAGAAUUCCCGAACGGACCUUACAUAUUAUACAGCUCUGAUAGAAUUGAGUGACCCUUACUGCUGCCUGGCUUACGACACAAACCGCUUUUGCUGCUGAGGUGGUGUAAAGUUAGCAUGUGUAGCACUCUGACGCUGGAACUCAUGUUCGAGUCUACUCCUUCCAAGACCUCCUUAGUCAGCUGUCAGUAAGCUCAGAGACAUGACCUCGGGAUACGUGACUGCUGCACAGUUAUCUUCCGAUUCCUUCUCACCAACUCGAAUCCACCUCACCAGCAGUCCCUCGAAUACCUCCCGCCACAAGUAGAGUGGGGAACGUGCAGCUAUGAGCCUUGCGUCCUGGCUCGCUGAUCGUCGUCGUCUAGCCUCAUCCUCCUCCUCCUCCUCCUCUCUCUCCUCCUCUUCUUCCUCCUCCUCUUCCACCUCCUCCUCAUCCUCCUCCUCCCCCACCUCCCCUGCCCUCUCCUCCUCCUCCUCCUCACUUCUCCCACUGCAGCUCCCCCUUUUGGUUGUCGCCAUGAGCUGCCUGCUGGCCCGCCCCUCCUCUUGCCACCUGGUCGACCCCCGGACCACGCUCAGCUGUCACGUGCGCAGCUACCAGUUCCGGGUGACCAAGCCACCUGUUAUCAGCGAGGAUGGACAGAUCCUCAGGUGUAGCGGCAUUGUCACCGUCAACUCAUGCUGGGGCCGAUGUGACUCCAGUGAGAUUGGAGACUAUUUGAUGCCCUACAGGAUUUCACACCACCCGGUGUGUACUUAUACGGGGCGUGUUCCCAGACAGGUAACAUUAUCCGGAUGCGAAGACUAUCCAGAUCCAACCUUCGAAGUAUUCGAUGCCGCUGGCUGUGAGUGUCGACUGUGCGAUUCCGAUUACACCAGCUGUGAAAAUUUGAACGGAUAACCCGAAGGCUGCCACCGACCUCGUCAUAACAGAGCGCUAUAUCAUACUACGUUAAUGUUGGCCGGAUAAUAAUUAUUUCCAGAGAGUUUAUAUAUAAAAAAGAGGGGACUUCUUCGUCUCGACUGGGUACAUUUCGACGCUGUGUGGGAACGAUGAUUCAGGAAAAUGUCGUCUGUGAACAAAGACUGAAACAACACGUCAUCCUGAAAAUAUGUGGCCUGCUAAUGACGUCAUAUAUUCUUGCUGUUAGUCAGAUCAAUGCUACCUUCUCCCACAGUUCAUAGCGUGAUGAAAUAAAUGCUGGUCCGGCUUAUGACAAUCAC